Guillardia theta CCMP2712 is the source of this 500-nucleotide messenger RNA. RefSeq lists its product as hypothetical. The annotation marks the transcript as partial. The record is from RefSeq and is a predicted model, not a curated record. The transcript has a single exon. Lineage: Eukaryota; Cryptophyceae; Pyrenomonadales; Geminigeraceae.
GCUGGAGUCGUCGCUGCGCCACAACUCUCCCUGCUACCUGGGAUCUCCGUUGACCACCUAGUCCCUAGGGUGGUGGAGGGAGGGAUGGGCGGGGAGCAUGCGGAGGUAGAGCGGGUGAGGAACGGGGCUGCUGGGAUGGAGAGGGAGCUGCGAAUAGCGGAGGGCAAGGAAGGACUGUGGUACUUUGGUUCGGGGAGGAGGAUUCAUGACUUGCAAGUUUUGUCGCUGUUGGAUGAUGCUUUCUCUUGUGUGGUGGAUCAUAUCGAAAGGGAAGAAACAUCUCCUGGUGAUAGAGCUGAUGUGAUGUAGUUCACGGCACUUUGAUACACUCCAGAAGAGGCUACAUGAUGAUGGUUGCGAUAUGUGCGAUUGGAGGGAGUUAGCGUAAGAUACUACAUGGCAGUCUCAACUGUGACAGGUGAGCCUGAGGAGCUAUGUUGAACGUUGAUUACAAGAAUGUACAUAACGUGAGUGAAAUCAAUAAAGCAAAGGAAACAGCG